Messenger RNA from Synchiropus splendidus (mandarinfish), 2587 nucleotides. RefSeq names its product tubulin alpha-1A chain-like. The transcript has 4 exons. Gene Ontology annotation, molecular function: GTP binding; structural constituent of cytoskeleton. Bases 214 to 1569 code for a protein of 451 amino acids. The record is from RefSeq and is a predicted model, not a curated record. Lineage: Eukaryota; Metazoa; Chordata; Actinopteri; Syngnathiformes; Callionymidae. Gene Ontology annotation, cellular component: microtubule; cytoplasm. Gene Ontology annotation, biological process: microtubule cytoskeleton organization; mitotic cell cycle.
ACUUUAUUCGGAAUUGCAUUUUGUCAACCUUAAAAAAGAACUGCAUGCAAACUUUGGGUCUGUCAGCCUAUGAUCUGGGGUCAAUAACUGAAACAGGAAUGUUUUAGGAAAUACUCACUAAAAAAACAAAAACGGAGAAGGAGGAACAAGAAUAGUUGGAAGCAAAGGCAUCACAGGGUCCUAUAAUUCAGCGGUGACAGGACAUCUUUCAAAAUGCGUGAGUGUAUCAGCAUUCAUAUCGGUCAAGCUGGAACCCAGAUUGGCAAUGCAUGCUGGGAACUCUUCUGCCUUGAACAUGGUAUCCAACCAGAUGGUUUGAUGCCAAGCGACAAAACAACAGCAGGGGGAGACGACUCCUUCAACACGUUCUUUAGUGAGACUGGAGCUGGUAAACAUGUUCCCAGAGCCAUCUUUUUUGACUUGGAGCCUACAGUCAUAGAUGAAGUUCGUACCGGAACAUACCGCCAGCUAUUCCAUCCGGAGCAAAUGAUCACUGGGAAGGAGGACGCCUCAAACAACUAUGCUCGAGGUCACUACACCAUUGGCAAAGAAGUCAUUGAUCUCGUUCUCGACAGGACCCGAAGGCUGGCUGACCAGUGCAAAGGACUUCAAGGUUUCCUUAUAUUACACUCCUUCGGAGGAGGAACUGGCUCUGGUUUCACCUCUUUACUGAUGGAGCGUCUCUCUGUCGAAUACGGGAAAAAGUCCAAGCUGGAGUUUGCAGUUUACCCUGCACCUCAGGUGUCCACUGCAGUGGUGGAACCAUAUAACUCCAUCUUGACCACGCACACCACCCUGGAGCACUCUGAAUGCGCCUUCAUGGUGGACAAUGAGGCUAUAUAUGACAUCUGCCGCAGGAACCUGGAUAUCGAGCGACCCACCUACAGCAACCUUAAUAGGCUGAUAGGGCAGAUAGUCUCCUCCAUCACUGCCUCACUGCGCUUUGAUGGAGCCCUGAACGUGGAUCUGACAGAGUUCCAAACCAAUCUGGUACCAUAUCCACGUAUCCACUUCCCUCUGGCCACUUAUGCUCCGGUCAUCUCUGCAGAGAAGGCUUACCAUGAGCAGCUGUCAGUGGCAGACAUCACUAAUGCCUGUUUUGAGCCAUCAAAUCAGAUGGUGAAAUGUGACCCUCGCCAUGGGAAGUACAUGGCAUGUUGCCUACUGUACCGCGGCGACGUGGUGCCCAAAGACGUCAACUCAGCGAUCGCCAGCAUCAAGACCAAACGCACCAUUCAGUUUGUAGACUGGUGUCCCACUGGCUUCAAGGUUGGGGUCAACUACCAACCGCCCACUGUGGUUCCUGGAGGAGACUUGGCCAAAGUGCAGCGAGCUGUGUGCAUGCUGAGCAACACCACAGCCAUUGCUGAGGCCUGGGCUCGACUGGACCACAAGUUCGACCUCAUGUAUGCCAAGAGGGCCUUUGUUCAUUGGUAUGUGGGCGAGGGAAUGGAGGAGGGAGAGUUCACCGAGGCUCGUGAAGACAUGGCCGCUCUGGAGAAGGACUACGAGGAGGUGGGAACUGAUAGUGUUGGAGACGAAGGUGAAGAAGAGGGUGACGAAUAUUAAUUUGAAGUUUGUGAACAGAAUAUCGAACUCAGCAAUGAAGACAAAUGAUAUAAUAACCUAAUGGCCCAAAUCAUCAAUGAAACACCUUAGUUUGAAAGCAACUUUGAGACAACUGAUGAAUCCUUUCACUAAUGUUUGCAUGAAGGAUUACUGUACAUAUGGGAAAAUUGUAUGUGGUCAAUUAAACCAUCAAAGCAUUUGCUCUGUUUAAAUACCUUUCAGGAUUCAUUGCAGGAAGAAAACACAUUCAAGAGAACAAGGUACAUAUUCAUUUGUAAACACAUCAAGUUGACAGGAUAUUCCCAAAUGAUAUAUUUGAGACUUGACUUUUUUGAUAAAAAUUCAGCAUCCUGUCACACUUCUCAUUUCCACCUGCUCCUUUAGCACAUUCAAGAACCUCAUCGUUGUCUUUUCUCUUCUUCUUUUGACUGGUUCCUUUGUUUCUAGCAUUCUUCUUUCCAAAUGUUCCCAGAUCUGAGCCAAUCCUCCUGUUGUCUCCCAGGUUUUUCAUAUUAGCUGUCCCUCCGAUAUUCCGUUUUCUAGUCUUGUCAUUCCUAAUCACUCUCAGUGAAAACCUGAUCAUCACCAACUAUGCCACUCCUAACUCUGUUUCCUGUCUUUCUGCCAGAGCAACUGUCACCAACCGAUGCAUCAUGGCAGGCCUCACAACUGCCCAUUCAUUCAUUCUAACCCUCUCACCCCUGACAGUCAUCUGCACGCUCCUCACCCAUUUUGAUCUCGAUCCAACACUCUCAUGUGUCAUCACUCACAUAUUACUAAUCUUAAUCUUAACUAUGCAUCUGUUUUCACUCUCAUUUGCGGCAUGUAUUCUGCUUUGGUUCUACUCAAGACGUUUUACCUCAAAUCCUUCAAUUUUCAAAUGGACUUUUGCAUCCCGGAGUGACAAGGAAGCCAGCCGUCUGUGUUGUAUGGGGCCCCACUAUGUGUUCAUGUUGAGGCACACGUUUCCCUUGACGCUGUGAGAGCACACCAUCUGAAAGAAAAAUGGAGGUUGGGU